Molecule: messenger RNA, 1774 nt
Organism: Colletotrichum godetiae
Lineage: Eukaryota; Fungi; Ascomycota; Sordariomycetes; Glomerellales; Glomerellaceae
Product: SET domain-containing protein
Exons: 4
Coding region: 135-1556 (473 amino acids)
Biological process (GO): peptidyl-lysine monomethylation
Cellular component (GO): nucleus
Molecular function (GO): protein binding; protein-lysine N-methyltransferase activity
Source: RefSeq, a predicted model, not a curated record
ACGACGUGCUCUACCAGGACGAAUAGAAUUGUUGUAACAACAAACAACGACAUAUCUCGCUUACUCACAUCUCAAUAUACUUCAGGUUUCAUAAAAUUGUGUCGCUAUUUUGGCAUCCAUUUUUGGUCGGCACCAUGGCAGCAGGCGGUGAUUUCCAGACGACAUCGCAAAGAUUUUUGUUGUGGUUCAAGUCGUUGCCGGGCGCCACUUUCCACGAUGACAUUCAGAUCGUCGACUUAAGGGGCCAGAACGCCGGACGAGGAAUCGUGGCCACCAAGGACAUUGCACCUGAGACAGUACUUUUCACCAUCCCUAGAAAAAGCAUCAUCAAUGUCGAGACAUCCGAGCUUCCAAAGAAGAUUCCCCAAGUCUUCACAGGAAAUGACGGGGACGACGAAGACAUGGAGAAUGAGCCCCUCGAUUCAUGGGGUUCUUUGAUCCUAGUGAUGAUCUACGAGUACCUCCAGGGCGAUGCUUCACCCUGGAAGCCUUACUUCGAGGUCCUUCCCGAGAAGUUUGACACACUCAUGUUCUGGGAGUCCUCUGAGCUCGAAUUUCUCAAGGGGAGCGCUGUCUUGUCAAAGAUUGGAAAGGACGAAGCCGAUGACAUGUUCCGUUCGCGAAUUCUGUCGGUCAUCGCAGCCAACCCAGCCAUCUUCUACCCUGCAGGUGCCUCUCAAUUGGCCGAAGCAGAGCUCCUGCAAUUGGCUCACCGCAUGGGCAGCAUCAUCAUGGCUUACGCCUUUGACUUGGAGAACGAAGAGGAACCGGAAGAAGAGCAAGAGGAAUGGGUUGAGGACCGCGAGGGCAAGUCGAUGCUGGGUAUGGUGCCCAUGGCCGAUAUCCUUAACGCUGAUGCGGAGUUCAAUGCUCACGUCAAUCACGGCGACGAUGACCUGAGCGUCACCGCGCUCCGAACGAUUCGCGCGGGAGAGGAGAUCCUCAAUUACUACGGCCCUCACCCGAAUUCCGAGUUGCUCAGAAGAUAUGGCUACAUCACUCCUAAGCACUCCCGCUACGACGUCGUAGAGAUUCCCUGGGAUCUUGUGCAAUCCGUGCUCAACGAACAGUUGAAGCUCACUGAUGAGGUCUGGAAGCAAGUGGGAGAGUACAUAGACCCCGAAGAUCUCGAGGACGUCUUUGUCCUCGAGCGUGAGUCAGGAGAGCCAGACUCGGAGGGCCAACUCACGACCCCCGCCAAGGUCCAGGAGGUUUCUGCCGAGCUUGAGGAGCAGUUGAAGGGUAUCUUGAAGCUUCUUAAGAAGAUGAAUGCUGAUCUCAUUCCCGACAAGCGGAAACGUGACGAGAUCUACCAGCACGUUGUUGUGUUGACCUUGCAAAAGCUUCUGGCGCAAUACCCGACAACAACCGAGGAGGAUGAGGCCCUGCUGGCGUCAGGCAGCUUAACACCUCGCCAGAAGAUGGCUGUUGAGGUACGACUUGGCGAGAAGCGCCUUCUAAAGGAGGCUCUUCAAGUGGUGGGUACCAGUGGUACCGUGGAGGAAGCUACUGGCGAGGAAGAGACGGACAGAGCUUCCAAGAGGGUGCGACAUUAGUCUUUCUCCGUAAAGAACGAGUGGGGGAAUACUUUUUGGCGGGAACGGAUGCAGUUGCCUCGCGCUCAUCUGCUCCGGAGUUGCCUCGCUGUAAAAUGCCAAAUUCAACGUCACACAAGCCAUCCCAUUUACAUCGCUUCAUGAUAUUUACUUCCGAAAACACAAGUUGCUGUCUCCUCUCCCUUUCAUUCUUGCUUGGUAAAGCGUUUCCUGGGUCC